AUUUAAAAUAAAAAAUGGCUAUCAGAAACAGAUUGUUCUAGGCUUUCAAUACCGUCCAUAGAAUUUUUAACGUUGAGGCCAAAUUCUUACCAUACACCUGCACAACUAGAAAUGAAGCCUUAGUACAGAAUCAUACCAAACAUCAAUCCUACUUACACUAUGCCAAUAAAGAUUAGAAUCUCUAAAAUAUCACUAGAUCCACAUUAGAUGAAUUCUAAAAAUUGGAAUUUAAUGUCAUCUCCCAAUUUUAGAGAAAGGGACUAAAUAAUCCACAUGUGGACCCACAUUAAAUCAUAUACUAGUUGGAUAGAAUUGAAGUCUUAAGAAAAUUAAAAGUUUUGGAAUAAAAUGCAGGAGCAUUUCCAAAAGAUGAAGCUGAAUGCUUAAAACUUAUUGCCAAAGUCCACCUAGAAGAACCAAACGCUUAAGAAAACUUAGAUAAAUUUAUUGAGGCUAAUCCACAAUGUAGAAGAUUAUUGCACCUUGGAUAAAUUUGAGCAUGAUCAAUUAUUACAAAUAAACAACAAAACAUAAAAUAAUAUAUGUAAUUGCA
This is a messenger RNA of Paramecium tetraurelia, 553 nucleotides long. RefSeq lists its product as uncharacterized. The transcript has 6 exons. The record is from RefSeq and is a predicted model, not a curated record. Lineage: Eukaryota; Ciliophora; Oligohymenophorea; Peniculida; Parameciidae.